UCCGCCGGAGGGUUCCGGUGUUCCCAGGUUGCCGCGCGCGAGUAUUUUUUACCUGCGGCCGUUCGCAGGAAUUUUUUUUCUUUCUACUAUCCGUCGGGUUGUGCGCCCAUCCCGCCCGCAAUCAUGACGGUGGGUAAGAGCAGCAAGAUGCUUCAGCAUAUCGACUACAGAAUGAGAUGCAUUCUUCAGGACGGGCGCAUCUUCAUUGGAACCUUCAAGGCUUUCGACAAGCACAUGAACCUCAUUCUCUGUGACUGUGAUGAAUUCAGGAAGAUCAAACCAAAAAACUCCAAGCAGCCCGAGCGGGAGGAAAAACGUGUUCUUGGACUGGUCUUGCUUCGAGGUGAAACCUUGGUUUCCAUGACUGUGGAAGGACCUCCUCCCAAAGACACUGGAAUUGCUCGUGUGCCUCUUGCUGGCGCAGCUGGAGGUCCUGGUAUUGGCCGGGCAGCGGGUCGUGGUGUUCCUGCUGGAGCACCAAUGCCACAGGCCCCAGCUGGAUUAUCGGGUCCUGUGCGAGGAGUGGGAGGACCAUCUCAGCAGGUGAUGACACCUCAGGCACGUGGAACUGUUGCAGCAGCUGCAGUCACAUCCAGUAUUGCGGCAGCACCUCAACAAUAUCCACCAGGCCGUGGAGGCCCACCACCAAUGGGACGAGGAGCUCCGCCACCAGGUAUGAUGGGUCCUCCCCCUGGUAUGAGGCCACCUAUGGGUCCACCAAUGGGAAUGCCGCCUGGUCGAGGAGCACCAAUGGGAAUGCCACCAGGAAUGCGACCCCCACCACCAGGAAUGCGAGGUCCUCCUCCACCUGGCAUGCGACCACCAAGGCCAUGAAAAUAAAACUAACAAGAUGUUCGGGCUGAUCGACCACAUGGGAAUGUUUGACUGCUGUGAUGGGGUGGUGUCCUGAGCAGCGACUUUCCAAAUCUUGGCAUCCAUAAUGGUGGUUGCAAUGCAAUCACUGAAAUUUCUGGGACUUUGAUGAUUCGAUUGACAUUACCACAGAACUGAUGAGAUUUGUGUUGCUUUUUAUUGUAAUAUUUGACAUUUUUAUUAAAACGUUUUGGUAAAAUGAAA
Messenger RNA from Carcharodon carcharias (great white shark), 1077 nucleotides. RefSeq names its product small nuclear ribonucleoprotein polypeptides B and B1 (gene snrpb). The coding region runs from base 124 to 834 and encodes 236 amino acids. Gene Ontology annotation, biological process: mRNA splicing, via spliceosome. The record is from RefSeq and is a predicted model, not a curated record. The transcript has 7 exons. Lineage: Eukaryota; Metazoa; Chordata; Chondrichthyes; Lamniformes; Lamnidae. Gene Ontology annotation, cellular component: catalytic step 2 spliceosome; cytoplasm; U4/U6 x U5 tri-snRNP complex. Gene Ontology annotation, molecular function: RNA binding.